AAAGAAUGCCUUUAAGCCGGCAAUAACAAGAUCGCAUUGCCUGCUUUCGCAAUUUUUCGACGAAGAGCUACCAGAGCUUUUCCUUUUUCACCACAGUGAAAGAGACCGGGACGAAAAAAAGAGAGGUACAGAGUGCAAAAGAGAAGAAAAGCCGAAGAAGAGAUUUUCAGAUGAAAAUGCCAUUCGGGUUUGCUUUCGGCUUUGGUAUUAGAGCACAUACACGCACACACAAUCACACACAGCCACACAGCGGAUGCUGACUGUUUGCAAAAAGAAAAUGGAACAGAAAGCACAUCAACACAAAGUUGCCCGCCAUCUCUCCGUUUUUCUAUGUGUGUGUGAGUGUUAUUCCUGUGUGUACUGUGUGUGUGUGCUAUUUGUGCGUGUGUGUGCGUAUUCGUUUCAGCUCGGGGAAAACGAACGCUCGUCUGCAGCACUUAUCUUCAUGGGAUAAAUCUCACUACUGGUCGCCGCAGUCUGUUUUCUAUACGGGCGUUAAGCGGUCGUCGAGCACGGUUAAAAUAAAUAAUAAAAUAUACCAUACAAUAAACAAAAUAACAACAAAUAAUUUCGAAUAAAAAAACAACAAAAUUCUACAAAAACACUAGCCAAAAAAAACAUAAUACCAAAGAAAUAACGAAAAUAAAAACAAGCGGCAAAUGCAAACAAGUUUCGGAAGGAUUUAAACAAAUAGAGUUUCAAUUUCAAUUCCAGCCAAGGAUAAAACUCAACCCCUAGACAAAACAAAAACAACAAAAAAAAAAAAAUAACAAAAAGCACAGAAGGAGUAAAAGCUCAUACAAACGAGAAGCCAAAUGAGGGAAAAUGAAGUGCCAAAGUGUUGAAAAUAAAGCGAAAGCAGCCAAGAGACGAAAUUGAAAUCGAGUAAAAGAGAAAAAGGUUUUUUCGUUCAGUUUUCGGUAAACGCGCAAGCUAACUUCCGUUUCGUUUCGUUUCGUCCCGUUCCGUUUCGUCUCGUUUCGAUUGAAUCCCGCCGCCGUUUCCGUUUCCGUUUCGCUCGGCAAACAUUUAAAUGGCUACCAGCUGCUUAUGAUGGAGACAUUCCUCGUCCUGGGCCUGUGUUUCAUCCUGUACGAGGCAUUGGAUUUCUUUCAGGGCUGCAUCCACAGUAAUACCCCAUCGCCCAGUGACCAAAUCGAAGCCUAUCGCCGCGAACUCGACGAACAGCGACAGCAGCAGCAGCAGGAACAAUUCCUGGCGGGAUUGACGCCAUUGCUGGGCGCUCAGUUUGCCGCUGCCGCCGCCGCGGCCGCCGCUGCCGCCGGUUCGCAGUCGACGUUGGGCAGCACGACCACGCCCACCGCCUCAACGGCCAGUGUGAUUAGUGAUUCGUACGAUCAGGAAUCGCAAUCCCAGUCGCAAUCGCAAUCGCAGUCUCAAUCGCAAUCUCAGAAUCAACAGCAAUUGCAUUCGUUAAGCACUCCCGGUCUGUUUCGACCUGCCGCCUUGGGCUACUACGAUCCGGAGGAUCCACUGCAUGCCACAAAUUCCCUGCCGCGGGACUACUACUAUCUGCAGCAGCAGCAGCUAAAGAAUAAAGUCAGUUCAAGGUCACUGCUCUCAAAGUUCUCGUCGACAAACUCGGAUAAUCGCAUACACCCCGAGGCAGGUGCCGUUUCAGGACAUAGUGUUCUGGGCGCAGCGGCUGUUAUUACCAGUCAACCACUGCCGGCCGGUGAGAUACCACCCAGUCUUUUCGAUCAGCCCGGACAGCCGGCAGUAGUGGCUCCGCUACAAUUGAAACCGUCGUCGCCCCUUUUCGUAGAGCUCAAAAGGGCCAUCAUCAGUCAGAGCCAGUGUCAUUCGGGGAUACAGCAUCAACAACAAUUGGAAUCACCCGAAGAACCACAGUGUCCACAGUGUGAAGAGGAAGAAAUACAAUAUCUGGCCGAGAAUCUAGACGAUCUUGUUGAGUCCGAAGAGCAGGAGUAUUCGCCUGGCGAGGAGGAGGACAACGAGGACGACAACGACAACGACGAGGAUCGGGAGGAACAGCAUUCGUACGUGGGAGGAGCCACCAGUGAACCGGACAUUUGUGCCGCCACACGACAACAGCAGCUUCCCAGGAUCCAUCACAUCGCCAUCGACGACAUUGCCACCGGACAGGAUCUUCUUUCCGUUUCGGGCCACACGUUGGGCGCCAAUUCUCACGCCGAUUUCAGGGAAAUCGAGUGCGAGCGACUGCGACGCAAGUGCGUUAGCGUUAAGCGCAUCUAUAGCAUAUCGGAGAAGUUCUAAUUCAGAUCAGAUCAAACCACCACCACUCAAUCUCAAUUCGAUAUCUCAGUUCUCAUACCUGUACAGCCCUCACCAUCUUGCACUUCAAUCGAAAUAUUAUCGAAAGCAAAAAUAAAAACGAAUCAAAAUCGAAAAUCGCCAAAUCAAAAAAGUCACCAAUCAAAAACAAAGCCAAAUCAAAUCGAAACAAAAAAGAAAAGAAAAAAAAAAACAA
Messenger RNA from Drosophila gunungcola (fruit fly), 2473 nucleotides. RefSeq lists its product as uncharacterized. The record is from RefSeq and is a predicted model, not a curated record. Bases 1051 to 2259 code for a protein of 402 amino acids. Lineage: Eukaryota; Metazoa; Arthropoda; Insecta; Diptera; Drosophilidae. The transcript has 2 exons.